This is a messenger RNA of Pocillopora damicornis (cauliflower coral), 1461 nucleotides long. RefSeq names its product melanocortin receptor 4-like. Gene Ontology annotation, cellular component: membrane. NCBI's taxonomy places the organism in Eukaryota, Metazoa, Cnidaria, Anthozoa, Scleractinia, Pocilloporidae. The record is from RefSeq and is a predicted model, not a curated record. Gene Ontology annotation, biological process: G protein-coupled receptor signaling pathway. Gene Ontology annotation, molecular function: G protein-coupled receptor activity.
AAUUGAUACUUCCGCUUUGCGAAGGCUGAGUCCAUUUGACGCGAACACACACACCGAUCAAGUUUACUAAGGGCACAGUUUGCUGUUAUUAAGGAUACGAAUGGGUUAACGUGGAAUUAUCUAGUCUUUUAGACUGAAAAAAGAUGACUUCUACUCGAGUUAUUAGCCUAUCAAUACUGAAUGGUCUUCUUGGUGUGUUUGGGACCGUGUUGAACACUACAGUGGUUUUCGUGAUCUUCAAGAACAAAGACCUACGAAAGGGACUAAACCUGUUUAUUUUAAGCCUAUCAUUGGCAGAUCUUCUUAGCAACGUCCUAGCUCAGCCAAUUUACAUCUAUCUACUCGCGCACGGCACGGAAAGCGAUCUUCACAAUUUGAUAAAGGCGUUUCACUUUUUCGCCUUUGUUAGUCUGCACGCUUCCACCAACAAUCUAGCCGCCAUAACGCUGUAUCGAUUGAGAGCGCUCUCUCGCCUCUUCAGACAUCUCAUUCUCAUAUCUAGAAAGCAAACUUGGUGCGCUAUCGUUACCGUUUGGUCAGCAGCAGUCACAAUGGCGGUUUUUUUCGAUAUAGAGCCAGGAAAAUCCGCCGCACCUUAUAUCCAUCUCCUCGUCAUUCUGGCGUGGAUUGGAAGCUAUGCAGGGAUAUACGGGCUUGUGCGCCAACACAAGCAAAGAAUUUCCUCUAAAGAAGGAAUGGUCUCAUGCCCUUUUAUGAUGGCGAACUUGAAAUACGAGAGCGAGGCAGCUAAAACAUCGGCAAUUCUUGUGGGGACGUCUGUUAUCUGUUUCUUUCCCGAUGUGGUAUAUGAACUGCUCGGAGUGGCUGAAAAAACCAGAUUGCAGUGGGCUUACACUUUGCUUUUCGCCAACGCUGUAAUAAAUCCUUGUGUUUUUGUUUGCAGAAGUCAGCAGUUUAGAAGAGCGUUUCGCAAAACGUGCAGAUGUGUAUGAGAUGGGCCAUUAGGGAACAGUAGCCUUUCUUUACAAGAAAAUCUCUGUUUAAUUAAUUCUUUCCGCAGAGGGCCGAAAUAAAGUUUAAAAAAAUUGAUUCGUACCUCGAACACCGGUUGUCUCAAAUAUAUGCAGAUCUAACUUUUAGAAUUCAUGAUAAAAAUUAGACCGAUUGCAGCUUCAUUGGCAAAAAAGGUAAUUAGAACAUAAAUUUCUGUAUUUUUAAUUGUAGCGAAAAAAAAGGUAGAUUAAAAAAAACUUGUAUUACACAAUUUUUUCCUUUAUAGGAAUAGAUUCUUUAUUGUAGGUUGAUCACUAUUCGAAAAUCGCAAGUAAAUAUUGUCAAAAUAAGAAGCGAGUAAAAAUUGAAGCGGUACUUGAUUAUAUAUGUUUUUUGUGAACCACUGGCCAACGGAUGAGCCUAACUCGCUCACAUAUGGCCACGUGGAAGAAAUUUUUCUUAGAACAAAUUCACAUCUAUCUUCAAUAAAGGCUGUGCAACAUUAAA